Messenger RNA from Symbiodinium sp. CCMP2592, 1842 nucleotides. The record is from the annotation of a GenBank genome assembly. NCBI's taxonomy places the organism in Eukaryota, Dinophyceae, Suessiales, Symbiodiniaceae.
AUGGACGGCGAAGCAGAAGCUGCUCCCAAAAGACGACGAGUAGUGGUGGGUCAGAGACAGCGACUUGCCGCCGCCGAAGCUCAGCAGGACCAGCCGUCUGUUUCUGAAAGUUUUUUGGCCAAGGACCUGAAGGAAAGAUGGUCUUGGGGCGAUUUGUCUGUCCAGGCCAUGCAGGCACUGGCUGCGAAGGCUGUCAAAGACUUCGAGAAUUGUGGAGCAAAGGCCCCAACGGAGUUGCAAGCUCUGGCGAAGCUGGGUUCAGGCGGCAUCCACCCUAACAACAUGAGACGUGAGAUCAUGAAAAUUACAGAAGUUGGUUGCAGAUUGCCGCCUUUGCAGCGGACUGCUCUACAGUUCAAGCAGCCCUGGGGAAAUCAGCCCCAGCUCAUGAUGCUGCCUCAUGAGAUGUUCUCCGCCUUGUACGAGAAUUACCACGAAGCUUUCAAGCGGUACGUGGUGGCCGAUGCGAAUGUCUUGCAGGAGUUCUGGCGGCUACAGAAGAAGCACCCGCAGUUCAAAGACCACCCUGUGGUAAGCCAGGCUUCCUUUGAGCCUCGAAAGUUCGUGCCGCUUUCUUUACACGGCGAUGGAACACCUGCAAUAGGUGUCGGGAAGAUAUGGAGCCGAAUGUUAACCACCUGGAGCUGGUGUAGCCUGGUUGGUGGUCCUGCCUGGACCAAGGAUUCGCAACUGCCCAUUUAUUUCCUCUUCGAUGAAACAGAUGACGGCACAGCAGCGACUACCUUCCUCAGCAUGCUGGCCUGGAGCUUCAAGGUGCUGCAAGAAGGUCUUUGGCCCUUUGCAGACCACAAGGGCAACCUGUACCCGCCCACGAGCGACCUGGGCCGUAAGGCAGGAUCGCCCUUGGCGGGGGGGUGGAAAGGCGUCAUCUGGGCAUUGGUCGGCGAUCUUGAGUAUAUGGUCUCAAGAUUGAACAUGCCACAUUUUGGCCAAAAGCACAACCCGUGCGGCCUUUGCAAAUGCUCGGGCGACGAGACUUCCACCUCCUGGAGGAAUUGCAAACCGACAGCGCCAUGGCUCAGCAUGCAAUGGUCUUUGGCAGAGUGGCGGUCUUUUCCGGACCGCCCGAAAAACCCGCUGUUCGACAGCGGAGUAUGCUCUGCACUCAGUUGCCACAUGGACUACAUGCACACGAAGUACUUGGGGCUGGAUCCUCUGGGAUUCGGGAGUGUGCUGAGCUUGCUCGUCAACUUCGUGUUGCCCGACUCACCUCUCGCGAAUUUGCGAUGUGUGUGGGAGCACCUGCUCAGCUCCUACAAAGCCUUGAAAAUCGUGGAAAGGUUCAGGGGCAUGAGAAAGCUCAGUCUUUUUCAGAGGAAGAAGCUCCCGCCGAAACUCAAGGGGAGAGCCAUGCAGAUCCAGGCUCUGGGGGAACCACUACUCCUCUGCUGGCAGAAUUUCAUGAACAAAGACCUCGAAAUUCACCUCAAGAUCGAGAACUACUUGAAGGUGAAUCUAGCCCUCGAGAAGAUCCUGCAUGCUACGAGGACGGAGAUGGCCAUGCCUCCAGACCAUGCGGAGAAGUUCAAGAAAUUGGCUUUCGGGCUCUGCCAGCUGCACCGACAGCUGCGGGAACACUUUGAAGGAAACUACUUCGCAGACCUCCCGAAGAUGCAUUUCUUCUUGCAUGCCUGCCUUUUGGCAGAUGUGCUGCAUCCCCGGCUCACAUGGUGCUUCAAAGGAGAGGAUCUUCAGAAGAUCUCUCGAACCUUGGCUGGCUCCUGCUGCCGGGCUGUGACCGGCCCUCGGGCUGCGGCAAAAAUGUCGCAGCAGCUCCGCAUAGCUUGGCACUUGCGGCUGGACAGGCUUUGUGGAGAGUGA